GAUAAAAUUCUUCCAAGAAUUUAGGAGGAUUGAAAAUCUCCGAAUAAAAGUGCGAAAACCUGCAGCGCAAGAGGUAAAAUGGAACCAUCCCGCAGGUGAUCCUCGAGGUACGAGGCACCAGGAUGCAGCCAGCCCAGGUGCUCCUCCUGCUAGUCCUGGGUACGUCCUUCGUCCCGGGACCUCGAGCCGAGCUUGUGCGGCACCUUGAGGUGUCGGAAAAUGCUCCAGCGGGAACCCGGGUGGGUAUGAUUGACGCGGAAAGUCCGCCGUACCUGAUCGUCCCCGUGCUGGGAUCGGCGGUUGAGGCCGACCUGGUCGUGGACCAGGCGACGGGCGAGAUCAGGACGCGGGUACCGCUGGACCGAGAGACCAGGGCGUCCUACAACCUGGUCGCACUGCCACCGAACGGGGAGAACGUCAGGGUGGUCGUCAAGGUCCUUGACGAAAAUGACAACGCGCCGGUGUUCCCGGUGGAUUCGGUCGACGUGGAAUUCCCGGAGAACUCUCCUCGGGACGCGAAACGCGCUCUGCCGCCGGCCAAGGACCCGGACCUGGGACAGUACACGACUCAGCGUUACGAGAUCGUCUCCGGAAACGUCGGCGAGGUCUUCAGGCUCGCGGCCCACCGCGGCAGGGACGGCGUCCUCUACCUGGACCUGCAGAAUUCCGGCUCAUUGGACCGUGAGGCUCGCUCGAACUACGAACUGGUGAUCGAGGCGCUCGACGGCGGAGCACCGCCGUUGCGAUCGCGGCUCAGGGUAAACGUCACGAUCCAGGACGUCAACGACAACCCUCCGAUAUUUAAUCAGACUCGGUACUCGGCCAGCGUGCCGGAGAACGCGACCGUCGGAACGGCGGUUCUUGCGGUGAACGCGCAGGACUUAGACGCCGGUGAUAACGGAAGGAUAGAAUACUCGAUAAACAGACGUCAGUCCGACAGGGAAGAGAUGUUCAGGAUAGACUCCGAGACGGGUAUGGUCUUCGUGAACAAGCCUCUGGACUUCGAGUCCAAGGAUCGACACGAGCUCGUCAUAGUAGCCAGAGACAGAGGCGCGCAACCUCUCGAAGCCAGCGCCUUCCUCUCGGUCAGGGUGACAGACGUCAAUGACAACCAGCCGGCCAUCACCGUGAUAUUUCUGUCCGACGACGCGACCCCCAAGAUAUCGGAGAGUGCUCAGCCCGGUGUCUUCGUCGCGAGAAUAUCCGUCAGCGAUCCUGACUCCAGGACCGAGUACUCGAACGCCUCGGUAAGCCUCUUCGGCGGCGAUGGACACUUCGAGCUUGCCACCAGAGACAACAUCAUCUAUCUCGUGGUGGUAGAGAAGCCCUUGGAUCGGGAGGAGCAAUCGGUCUAUGAACUCUCCGUCGAAGCGACGGACGCCGGAACGCCGCCACUUCGAGCGGCCAGGACCUUCAGACUCGUCGUCACCGACGUCAACGACAACGCACCCAGGUUCGACAAGGACCGCUACGAAGCCCAUCUCCUCGAGGCCUCCGAGCCCGGUGAUCCCGUCGUUCAGGUCUCCGCCACCGACCUUGACGAGGGACCAAACUCGGCCAUAAAAUACUCGAUCCGCAACACCACGUGGUUCGCCAUCGACGAGUACACCGGUCUUAUCACCACGGUUACCCACAUAGAUUGCGAGGCUGAUCCCGCACCUAAGAUUAUCGUCGUUGCGACAGAUUCCGGUCACCCUCCUCUCAGCAGUAGUGCCACAGUUCAGGUCACCGUUCACGACCUCAACGAUAACGAGCCCAUCUUUGAAACACCGUUGUACAACGUCAACGUAUCCGAGGACUUUCCCAUAGGACGCUGCUUCAUUAAGGUGCAGGCGACUGACCCUGACUGCGGAGUCAACGCCAUGGUCAACUACACUCUGGGAGGAAGUGGAAUCGCCACUGAACAACUCAUGGUGCGCAGUGAUACUGGCGAUAUCUGCGUCAGGGCACCUUUGGACCGUGAAACAGCAGCCUUUCUUGAAUUACCGGUCAUCGCAACUGACAGAGGAGGCCUCAGCACGACCGCCAUCGUUCUGGUCCAGGUGAUGGACGUGAACGACAACCGGCCUGUAUUUGAGCCCUGGCAGUACAACGUUACCCUGCGGAGUGACAACCCCGUUAACGGCGCGGUUCUCCGGGUCCUGGCGACCGACAAGGACGCUGGUCACUUUGGUCAAGUGUCCUACCGAAUUUCCGGCGGAAACGACGCCAGUGUUUUUCGCAUCGACGGGACUUCCGGAGAACUCUACGUCGCUAAGCCCAGCCUUCUGGCCAGGUCCCAAAUUCACCAUCUCAACGUUACCGCUACCGAUGCCGCAGGGCUAAACUGCCUCAAGGACGCCGAGGUUAGGAUAUCCGUCUCAUCCGCUGGGAACAGAAUCGCCGCCUGCGAACGACCCAAAUACUCAAUCAGCGUCAAGGAGAGCGUGCCCCAGAACACCAUCAUCGGCAACGUCAAGGCUGCUUCCGAUUCCGGUGGUGCUCUGCGAUUUUUCCUAGCAACCGAGGAGCCUCAUGUAUCAAUCGAUGCCGGUACUGGACUCUUGCGAACCAGACUCCCACUGGACCGGGAAACUCGGUCGACGUACAUGCUGAGCAUAGCGGCACGCAGCGGAAUACUCGUAGGAUACUGUCAAGUCGAGAUUGAGGUUAAGGACGUGAACGACAACCCGCCAUCAUUUCCGACUGCCUCGGUGCGCAUAUCAGUGCCCGAGUCUCACCCUCUUCACACGCCUCUCUACGUGGCGCACGCCACGGACCCGGACAUCACGCCACCAGCACCGCUUCGCUAUCUCCUUACGCAAAACAGCAACGAGCUCUUCGGAAUCGAUGCAAGGCUCGGCGAGCUCUACCUUGUGAGGAGGCUGGACUACGAAACCCAGCAGAGGCACAGCCUGCUGAUAAGCGCCGUGGAUGGCGCGGGACUCUUCGCGAAUUUCAGCCUCAGCGUCGAGGUUCAGGACGUGAAUGACAACCCCCCGGUGUUCGAGAGAAACGAGUACCACGUGGACGUUCCCGAGGGCGCCAGACUCGACUCACAGAUACUGCAAGUUACGGCUGUUGAUCUGGACACUGGUAACAACGCGCGUCUCAGUUAUCGGCUUCAUGGAUCGCCUUCGUUUCGCAUCAGUCCGAACACAGGGUGGAUUUACCUCGCCCAAUCUCUCGAUCGAGAGACAGUAGAUCGUUACGCCCUGACGGUUCUAGCGACCGACAACGGAUCUCCAGCUGCAACGGCGAACGCUUCCGUGCUGGUCACCGUCCUCGACGAUAACGACAACGAGCCUCGGUUCAAGAAGGAGUCCUACAGCUUUGAACUCCUCGAAAACUUACCAGCCGGAACCCUAGUUGGUACAGUUUUCGCCACCGAUCCAGAUCUUGGGAAAAAUGCUCUCCUUCGGUACUCCAUCAUCCAGCCGAACAGCAGUUUCGUCGUCAAUCCUGAAACCGGGGAGAUCAGGACCCACGAACCUCUCGACCGGGAACUUCGCGCCCUUUACGAACUCGUCCUGGAAGCUCGGGACCAGGGAACGCCCUCGAGAGCGGCGAGGGUUCCGCUCAGAAUCGCGGUUUUGGACGUGAACGACAACUCACCGGAAAUCGUUGACCCUCAGAGCAACGUGGUCAGCGUUCGCGAGGAGCAGCCACCCGGGACGGAAGUAGCCAAGGUCCGGGCCCUAGACUCGGAUCGCGGUGAAAACGCUUCGGUCACUUACAGCAUCCUAAAAGAUCGUGACUCCGACGGUUACAAUGUCUUCACCAUUGACCCCACCACCGGCAUGAUUAGGACCAAGGUGGUACUCGACCACGAAGAACACAACGUCUACCGCGUGUCCGUCAAGGCCAGUGACGCCGGUCGACCACCCCGACAUAGUGUCAGGGCACUACGUGUCGAGGUUUUGGCUCUCGCCGACAACAGGCCAACCUUAACUAGCAGCAGUCUGACGUUCACGGUUCGCGAAGACGCAAUGAUCGGUUUCGGAGUGGGCUCGGUAGCCGUAUCUGAGCCAAGUCAUCUAGUGGCGUACACGUUGGACUCAUUGACACCGAUCAGCGAGUUUCCAGCGUUCGACGUGUCCAGGGGUUCGGGUCAGCUGGUAGUGGCGCACUCUUUGGACCGUGAAAAAAUCAGCGAGUACCACCUAGAGAUACGGGCGUUGGACACGACGUCGAUAGGCAAUCCACAGAGCAUCGCGAUCUCGGUGAAGAUCACGGUGGAGGACGCGAACGACAACGCACCGCAGUGGACGCUGGACCCAAUAACGGUCAGGGUGUCUGAGCGUGCGACGAUUGGCUCGACGAUCUACAACCUGACCGCGACUGACCUGGACAGCGGCGUCAACGGCGAUCUGCGCUACAGUCUUGUCACCGAGCUUCCAGCCACCGGAAACUUCGCCGUCGAUUCGCUGACCGGAGCUCUAACUCUCACUCGACCUCUCGACCGCGAGGAAAGAGCCGAAUACACCCUGGUCCUCAAGGCCUCGGACCGUGCUCCACCCGCCGAACAACUGGCGGCUACUGUAACGGCUCGCAUAAUCGUCCUCGACGAAAAUGACAACGACCCCGUCUUCGUGUCACCCGAUAAUCCGCGGAUAUCUGUCACCAUUGACCUUCAACCAGGCACUCCACUGUCAAGGGUUGUUGCGGUGGACAAAGACAGUGGUGACAAUGGACGCGUGUCGUACGUAAUAACAUCCGGUAACGAAGGGGGCAGAUUUUCGGUCGGUUACGAUUCGGGAAUCUUGACUUUGGCACGGCCAAUGAGGGGCCCAACGGAGUUGGAGAUAACGGCCAACGAUCACGGGACGCCGCCAAGGAAAGCCUCGCUUAAGCUGCACCUUGCAGCCUCCGCACACGCUGCCGGACCCCCGAGACUCCUGCAGGCGAACCCGAUAGUCAGGAUAUCCGAGGAUGCUCAGGUCGGCGCUUCCGUGGCAACUGUCGCUGGUCCAGCAAUGGCCGAUCAAGGCAACGUCACUUUCCUCAUUCCGAACGGACUGGCGUCGAACAAGUUCAUGGUCUCACCCCUCGGUGUGGUGACUCUUCAAGGUCCACUUGAUCGCGAGAUUGCCAGUCACUAUUCGGUGCCAGUUUUGGCCAGGUCUGCGAAACUACUGGACCUGACAACCCUGGACGUGAUUAUCCUCGACGAGAACGACAAUGCACCGUUCUUUAAACCGGGCUCUUGCUACACCCUGACCAUUCCGGAAAACCAGGAACCCUCCAUCGUCCAUACGGUCGUUGCGAGUGACUUGGACGAGGGAAAGAAUGGAGAAAUAUUCUACAGCAUAGUCGGUGGUAACAUUGGCUCGAAGUUCAAUCUCAACUCUGCGACGGGCGCUUUAUCAUGCUCGAACCUUGACAGAGAAACUGUGUCAAAGUAUGUGUUGACGAUAUCGGCCAAGGACAAAGGUCGCCCAAGUUUAGAAGCGAAGUGCAAUAUAACCGUCUUCGUCCUGGAUAUCAACGACAACGCUCCAACCUUCGUCCAGAACCAUUAUACCGAAACUCGGCCUCGAACCACCUCCCUCAAUGCCCAGCCAAAUGAUAUUGGCAACCUUGGACCCUACACCACCCAGAGAAAUUACCGGACCGGCUAUUCUUCCGAAAGGUAUGCCGCGACCAUUUCCGAGGACGCGCCACCCGAGUCCAGUGUCAUGACCGUCAAGGCGACCGAUCCAGAUCAAGUAAACAACGGCAAGAUCACCUACACCAUGGCUGAUGAAACCACCUGGCUCUUCAGGGUCGACAAUCUCACUGGCGUGAUAACCACUGCUGGCCCCCUGGACCGGGAAUUCCAGGGCGUCUACAACUUUCUCGUGGUGGCAACGGACGGCGGAAAAUACGACGCGAAGAGCACUUCGGUCCCGGUACAAAUCACGCUGACCGACGUCAACGACAACCGACCCGUCUUCACCGAGUACCCGUUCCUGGGCCACGUGGCGAUCGGUUCGCAGCCUGGGCAGAACAUCCUCCAGGUGAAAGCGACGGACGCGGAUCUCGGAGCGAACGGCGAGGUCGUCUACUCCUUCCUGAACGAGCAAGAAAAACCGAAAUUUCGGAUUCAUCCGAGCUCCGGCAUCGUGACCGCGACUUCCUCCCUCGCCCAGGAGAAUGGGAAGGUCUUUCACCUGGAAGUCGUUGCCAGAGAUAAGGGUAAUCCGCCACAGAGUUCGAAGGGAUUGAUAGAAAUCCGCGUCGGUGAAGCAUCGGAUAUGUCGCCGGUGCUCAAGUUCCAGAACGAUACUUACGAGAUCGUCAUGACCGAGAACUCUCCGUCAGGCUCUGAGGUCAUCCACGUGACUGCCGUCCGCUCUGACGGAAGGCGGCAGCAUAUUUCCUACUCAAUCGGUUACGGUGACGACUUCAACACCUUCUCCAUCGACGAGAACUCCGGCCUCGUACGCGUUAACGAUCCCAGAAGACUCGACGCCGAGAUUUGGGACACCGCGGCGACCCGCGACGACGAAGCUGCUAGAAGCACCUGGCGGAGGUCGAUGGAAGGACAACCGACCAAGGAAGAACCCAGGGACUCCGCCACUCACACCCUGACGCUCGUGGCCAAGACGAUGGGCCCCGAACCGCUGGUCGCCUACGCAAAGCUCGUCGUCAGAGUGUCGGACGUGAACGAUAACCCGCCGAUCUUCACCCAGAUGCAGUACUCGGCGACGGUGCUGGAGGGAAACACAAAAGGAGAUUUCGUCGUGACGGUUUCGGCCGGCGACGCGGACCAGGGACUGAACAGCCGCAUACUCUAUCACAUCGUCGAUGGGAAUCCUGACAAUGCGUUCACCAUCAAUCCACCCUAUAGUGGCGUCGUUACCACCAACAUCGUUCUCGACGGGGAAGUCCGCGACAAGUACAGACUCACCAUCAUCGCCACUGAUCAGGGAAACCCUCAGCUUACCGGCACUGCUGCUCUCAGUAUUCGUGUCAUCGACGUCAAUGAUAAUCAGCCUACUUUCCCUGAGCCCCAUGACAUCUUCGUCUCCGAAGGUACCGAGGUUGGCUCUCUCCUGACAACGUUGACUGCCAAUGACGUCGACAGCUCACCGGCGCUCGUUUAUCAGUUCGAUAACAACACUGGUCCUGGUCCAUUCAGCAUCGAUCGUUACAGCGGAAAAGUCAUACUAUCGAAGCAGCUGGACGCGGAAACACAGCCGGAGUAUAAUCUCCGGGUUUUGGCCAGUGACGGCGUCCACCAAGCGUUUACCGAGCUCACCGUCAGAGUCGACGACCUCAAUGACAAUGCUCCAGAAUUCGAGCAGGCUGCAUACUCGGCCUCACUUCCAGAUGGUCAAGGUGAGAUGCAAGAAGUCCUCGCGGUCAACGCAACGGACAAAGACCUCUCGGAGAAGAACUCGAGGAUUCGUUACAGCCUUGUGAGUCCAGUGAAGGGAUUCAGCGUCCACCCGGAAACGGGGAUGGUGCUGGUGAACAGAACAGCGCUCCCGAGGCCGCUGCUGAAGGACGUGGAGCUCGCGGUAUCGGCUCAGGACUCGGGACAGCCAUCGAGGUCAUCGGUCUGCACGGUGGUAGUGAGGCUGAGCACGCUGAAGAGCACUCAACCAGGCAAGGAGUUCCGAAUAAAUGUAACGGAGAAUGCGGAGCGGGGCACGGCGCUGAUGAGGCUCUCGGAUAUAGACCUGAUUGACGGAAACUCAGUACUAUCCGGGGACGAGAACGGGCUCUUCGAGGUCUCCCGGGGCAAGCUGAUCCUCGUUAAGAAAUUGGACAGAGAAACGAAGGAUCGUUUCGUCCUUCGGCUUGGAUCGCGGGGUGAGAAUUCCUCGGCCUCGAUAGUCGUCGUUAACGUUGACGACGUGAAUGACAACUACCCGGAGUUCGAUCGCACGCUCUAUGAGGUAUCGAUAAAAGAGGACGCCGAGAAGGGCAGCACAGUCGCCAUCGUCAGAGCCAAAGACGCCGAUAAGCCAGACACACCGGCAGCCACCGUCACUUACGACGUAACUUCUGGCAACGAUCUUGGCCUCUUUCGCGUCGAGAAGGCCUCCGGGGUCGUUCUAGUCAACGCCAGCCUCGACUGCGACCUCGGACCCCAGGUCCACGUGCUCGUCAUCAUGGCCUGCGACCUCGACCCCUCGGCUCCGCUCUGCGCACUCACCAGAUUGCGCGUCCACCUGGAGGACGUGAACGACAAUUCGCCGAGGUUCCCGGUCUCGGAGUACCUGGAGAUCGUGGGUGAGAACGAACCAGUUGGAACGAGGAUAUUUACCGCGAGAGCGACGGAUCUUGACCGAGGUAUCUACGGCGCUCUGAACUACUCGAUAGUCUCAGCGGCAGCGUCAGGCUUUUCGGAAAUCGACGACUCGUGGAGGCUCUUCGCCGUCGACUCGAAGUCCGGACUCGUUUCAACCCGCGCCGUCUUCGACUACGAGCAGAGGAACCACUACGCCUUCACCCUUCGGGCCACUGACACCGGCGGAAGAACAGCCGCGAUUCGGGUCCGCGUAGAAAUCGACUCCAGGGACGAAUUCUACCCCCAGUUUACGGAGCGGAUGUACAAGUUCACGAUACGCAACACCCUCAUAACCCCCGGCACCGUAAUCGGUCUCAUCACCGCUACCGACAGAGACAAAGGGCCCGACGGUCGAGUCGUGUAUCAACUCACGUCCCAGCAUCCGUCCUUCAAGCUAAACCGAACCACAGGUGCUCUGAUAGUAAAACAGAAGCUGAUAAAUGUCGCGGAGGAAUCGCGACUCGUGGUGUCCGCGAGCUCAGGCCGGCAAGGCUCUCUCUCAAACAUGACCGUUGUCGAGAUAACGCUCGAUGAAUCGGCCGCUGACAUCGGCUCCAACAUGGCGGUCGCAGCCGCCGGGGGCCUGGCCGACUGGGCCCUGGGCCUACUGAUAGCGCUGCUGCUAGUGGUGGUCGCCUUCGGCGGGAUAUUCCUCUUCUUGCACAUGCGAAACCGGCGUCACAAGAAGGGAACGAAGCCGAGGCUGAAUGGCGAGAAUACAGUAACGACGUCGAACAGCUACGUCGACCCCAGCGCCUUCGACACGAUACCAAUACGCAGCGGGGGGGCGACGAGCCAAUUCGCGCCCCCAAAAUACGACGAGAUACCGCCCUACGGGACUUCCGGCCAGUCGGCUCAGCAGCAGGCCACAUCCGAACUCUCGGGCAGCGAUCAGUCCGGCUCUUCGGGGCGGGGAUCGGCCGAAGACGACGGCGAGGACGAGGAAAUAAGGAUGAUAAACGAGGGCCAGCAGGGCGGCGACUCGGCGAGCGAUCUCUCGGUGCACAACACUCAGGAGUAUCUCGCUCGGCUGGGGAUCGUCGAUCCGCCAACCGGGACGCCAAGACGACCACCGGAAGCGCUCCCGCUGGACAGCCUCCACCUUUUCGAGGACGAGACAUCGACGGAGGCGGACAUCGCGACGCUGAUAUACGGCAAGAUCAGCGAGGCCGGCCGGCCAACUUCCGGUCUCGAAGCACCCCAGCCAUCGAUGAACGGUUCUCUGAGCUCCAUCGUCCACUCGGAAGAGGAGCUCACCGGGUCCUACAAUUGGGACUACCUCCUCGAUUGGGGCCCCCAGUACCAACCGCUCGCUCACGUCUUCGGCGAGAUCGCGCGGCUCAAGGACGACGCGGCCAGCGUGCAGAGCGGGAACUCUGCGAGCAGCAAGGGCAAACCCGUCCACAAGGCCCCCCCGCCCCCCCUCCUCACAUCGGUCGCUCCCCGGUCGCUCGCGGCCCCCGCGCUGGCGAGGGGGAUCGUCCCGAGGUCGCCGAUCAGCCACGACGGAUCCACCUUCCCAUCGGCCGCCCUAAGCCCUAGUUUUUCCCCCUCUCUCUCGCCCCUCGCGACCAGGAGUCCCAGCAUAAGUCCCCUCGUGCCUCCCGGGGCCCAGCGGUCGAACCAAGGGCCGCAGCGCGGCAUGCCGGUCGCGGAUUCGGAGCUGAGGAUCUAGGCUGAGGGGGGGAGAUAAAUUAAUAGGACAAUGUUUCAAAUUUUAACUGUAGUAGGUAUCCGAGACUUUGGACUGCUACGCGAGCAGCGACGAAGCUGGUGAAGUGUGCGUGAUUCUGAUUUUUUUUAAUCAUUUUGUUGACCAGUGACUAAAGUGUGGGUUUUUGUUUUAACGAUGUAACGAUACACGUGUUAUCAUCGGUGUAAAUAUCAGUAUAAAUAAUUGAAUAAGAAACGACUGAACUCCUAGGACUUAUCGAUAUACUAUGCGUUAUGUAGGAUUGGACGAACGAUUACUGGACUCAAUGAGGAGCCUCGUAUAGAGCGGGUGUAAGCGUUGAAUAUAAAUAAAUAUAUACGUACAUUGUGAUUUUGGUCGGGGCGCAUAAUAAAAGCAAAAGUUCGAAAUAUACUCAGUAUUUCAUUGUAAAAGCUUUACAAUUAGAUGGGUAUGAAAAAGUGGCCAUAUAUAGGACGUUCAAAGAAUUUCUUUCGUCAGUGAAACGAAAUUUAAUAUACCGAUCAAUAUACAUAUAAAUAAAACUACAUCUUGCCUUACUGCAUUGCCACUUCUGUAUAGUAUGAUGAACGAUUAUUUUUUAAUAAACAUAGUAUAUACAUAUAUGUAUGCUGUAACUACGUUAUUAUAGAGGGAUAACACGAGUGUAAAGUAAAAGAAUAUUUAGAAUGUGUCGUAUACGACGAAGCGUUGAGCUGUAUUAUUGUUGAUUGAAUAUAUAUGUAAUAUUUGCCGAAAAAUAAUUUUUUAUUGGAGCCGGCAUGAGGAAGCAGGAAAUAAAUGUGUACAUAGACAAUCUUGCCAGUGCCACGAAUUUCCAUCUCGCUUCAUACGCAAGUUGUUGAAUUGUAUAGAAGAAUAACACAAAAAGAAAACUAGAAUGAAAAGAAAUAAAUCCUUGUCUAAGUAGCCUUGUACAUAUAGGUAUAUAAUUUUAAUGAUAAUAGUAUUAAGGAUAACCAUAAUGAUAACAAUUUUUGUUAUAAUCAAAAAAUAGACUGCCACAAUUAAGCCGGUCUGGUUUCACUGUGUUUAGUUAGUUGUUUUUGGAGAUUGAAGUAAAAGAAUUUUUAGGAAAAGAAAAUAAUGAGAAACAAUAACUCGCUAAAUGAAACGAGUUGUUGUAUACUAUAUGUAAUAUUGUUGUCUAGCGCUUAACGAAUGUAUAAGUUAAAUUAUUAUUGAACAUAGGGAAACCGUCCCGUUUAUAUAAUUAUUAUUA
This is a messenger RNA of Diprion similis, 11175 nucleotides long. It is a transcript of the gene ds, whose product is annotated as protein dachsous. Bases 123 to 9935 code for a protein of 3270 amino acids. The record is from RefSeq and is a predicted model, not a curated record. Gene Ontology annotation, cellular component: plasma membrane. Gene Ontology annotation, biological process: homophilic cell-cell adhesion. Lineage: Eukaryota; Metazoa; Arthropoda; Insecta; Hymenoptera; Diprionidae. Gene Ontology annotation, molecular function: calcium ion binding. The transcript has 16 exons.